CACAACCACUGAACUUUAUGGAGGCUGCAGUCGUGGAAAAUGAUCUCCUCUGUGGUCUUUGCUGUCCUCAUUCAAGCGCUGUUGGGAGAUUUGUGUUCCACCAUAAACGUCACCAUCACCCCUUCCCCCUUCACAAUGGCCCAGGAGGGCCAAAACAUCACACUCAAAUGUGUAGUUUCCCAGCGGCGCCGCAAUGCUGCUUUACCCGUAGUGAAAUGGACCUUUCUACCGGCGGGCGCAGACAGGCCGGAAGAUGAACUCCUCAUAGCUCGCGUCAACAUGAGAAAGGCCCGUUUCUAUGGGAACUACACAAAGAGUUUCUCGUGGCCGAAGAUGAAGCUGACGGUGGUGAAGCAGGGCAAGGUCUUUGACUUGUUGAUCUUGAAUGUGUCAGAGGGUGACAGAGGUCUCUACAUAUGUCGGGUACAGGAGUUUAAAAAGCACCAGGAUCGCUGGAAGGCCUCAUCCAACUGUACAGCUACAACUGAACUAAGAGUACAUGUGUUUCCAGCUACCAGGGCCAAAAAAGAAAGUUUGUGGAGCUUGUUUGAAGAUGUUUACCUUUGCGCCGUGCUGAUUUGCUCAGUGGGCCUGCUGUGCAUGUGUCUGUUCACAGUGGCGGUAACCUGCCAGUACAUACAGAGGAAGCAGCGGUUAAAAGAUAAUUACCACCUGGUCAAAAGCUCUCAAAAUAGCUCAGGAGAAACUGUCACCAGUGUCGUCAGCAUAUCUCCCGCCCUACCAAAGAAGGAGAGAAGAUACAGAAAGAAAAAGAGCAAACAUUACCAAGAGGAAAUCCCACCAGAGAUACCCGCAAAAGUUCCCAUUGGAGACAAAAGGAAACCAAAACUUUUAAAACCACAACCAAGGAAAGUAGUUUUGCCAAAGAUAGUGGAGGAGAAUCUGACCUAUGCAGAAUUGGAUCUGGUGAAGCCCAUCCCGGAAGCCAAGACCUCGCACAAUGGCACGGUGUACGCUCAGAUUCUUUUCGAGGAACAGCAGUUAUGAAAAAGCAAACUCCUCUCCUAAAUGUGCUUUACAGUAUGUAAAUAUGGUUGUUUAUUUAUAUAGUCUUUGAUGUUUGUAUUCGAAUGAAUGAGAUGAAAUUGUACCUAUCAUGUUUGUAUGAACUUUGACUGCCUUCGCAGGCGGUGAUGGUGAAGUCCAGGAUUUACUACAAUACCACAAAACUGGCUCAAGAUAUCUUUGACAUCUUGCUCAAGAUAUCCGGUUGAUAUAUUAGAAACUCUUUUGAGUGUGUCAUAAAAGAAGCUGCCUGCGUGUCAAGUAUGAGGCUAGCAAAGCCUUGUUCUUUAGAGCAAUAGCAAUUUAGCAGUAGCUAUGAUAUAGAGAGCUAGCAUAGCUGCCAGGCAUACUAUUGAACAUUUUGCAAUACAUUAGGAAUGCAAAUCAUCUAUCCCGUUUUGGGCUCGGUCUGACAAUUUGGAGGCAGCCUGCCAUGAAUACAUUUUGACCACGAAAAAUAGAUUUAGCGCUAUCUGUUUGCCCUUGCUCAUAAACACAUUACAAUGGGACGGAAUGUAGCUUGUCGUUCCAAGUCUGCACAGUAGAUGGCAUCGCAAUUUAACACUCCUCAUAUGCCAGGAGGGAUCAGUGUUGCCAACUUAGCGACUUUGUCACUAUAUUUAGCGAGUAUUCAGACUCCUCUUGAUUUUGUUUUGCAAAAAAGCAACUAGCGACAAAUCCAGUUACUUUUUCUGGUCUUGUUGGACACUUUUGGAGGCUUCAACAUGCAGGUAUCGCUCUUCUUCCCCUAGCCCCAUCUAGAAGCACUCACAGGACUGCGUCUUGCUUGUAACAUGACAUAAAAAUAAAAAAACACAAAAAUAUGCGACAGAAGAAAUUUAAUUCAUGUUUUUAAACAUAUUUGGUUUGCUUUUCGUGUUUUUGCUCAUUUUUGUCUACAAAAAUUGUAUGCACAUGCUUCAUGGCCGAUUACUGUAUGCAAAUUAGAUGAUGAUAUCAUCAAGUGCCCCCUCCCCUCUUCUUCAACCCACCUCCACAAAUAGAUUGCUGUCCUGUGGGAAACACUAUAAAUGUUGUUGUUAUCCAACUGUACUGUGAAAAAAGUGAUGGUGAUGGUGGUGAUAAAGGUUUACUUUUUAA
Dunckerocampus dactyliophorus (ringed pipefish) is the source of this 2127-nucleotide messenger RNA. RefSeq names its product V-set and transmembrane domain containing 4b (gene vstm4b). The coding region runs from base 40 to 1008 and encodes 322 amino acids. The transcript has 8 exons. NCBI's taxonomy places the organism in Eukaryota, Metazoa, Chordata, Actinopteri, Syngnathiformes, Syngnathidae. The record is from RefSeq and is a predicted model, not a curated record.